CCGAGUGAGUUCGUUCGGAAAUCGUAAUCGUCGGUCUCGUCUUUCGUCUUUCGUGUCUGUGCUCUAAAACUGAGUUCACUCGCUUUUUGUUGUUAUUUUCCUUUGAAAACAAGCAAACAAAACAAAAGUUUCAAAUCAAACAAAAUACGUAUCCUUUCGUUUAAUCCUUGCUACUACCACUACUACUUUAUUGUGAGUGAGACUCAUUGAAUAAAAAAAGUUUGCCUUUUUCGAAAUUAGUCCUGCGCACGACACUUGCAAGGAACGUGUUGCAUUUUUGUUGUUGAGUGUGUUGUGUUGUGGAGUGUGUGUCUCUCUCUCUUUUGGAGGAUUAGUUGCUCAUACUACAAUCAGUAUUUUUUAUUGUUCAUAAAAAACAUAAAUAAAAUAAUCAAAAAAUAUAAAAAUAAAAAUAAUUCCUUUGUUCUUUGAUAAAUUAAAAGAAUUUAAAAAGAAAAUCCUUAUCGUUUUGCACUCGAGUGGGUUCGUCUUGCUAUACUUGAGUACGACAAGUAUAUGUUGUUGGAGGAGAGUUCGCAUGUUAUCCUCGCGUUUGUUGUGUUUUCGUUUUUCCGUUCCAUGUAUUCGUGGGUUUUGUGUGCGGUAAAUUAUGUUAAUUGCUUUUAAAAGUCCAAGAGAUGAGUGAAAUCAAUGAAAUUUUAAUCAAAUAUAAAAUCUAAAAAAAUAUUAGUUAUUAGUUUUGUAUCCAUUUACCAUUAAUUUCAUUUGGUGGGCAGUUUAGUUUUGUUAAAAGGAAAGAACUUCUCAUUGUCAAUCAAUCGUGUGUUGUGAAUCCUUUAUUUUCUUUUAUUUUCGUCGGUUGAUUUCGUAGGGAGUAUUUUUGAGAAAUAUUAGAUUUUUCAAAAUUUUUAGUCCUCAGUCAGUCGGAAUCGGUGUGAAUAAGAUUAAAGAGUGUAAAUUAUGAGGACUACGUACAGUCUAUGGAUGAUUGUGAUCCUGUGCACAAUAUUAUGGAUUACCGGAAGCAGUUUUGGAAAAUUGGGGAAAAUAACGGAUCCAGCUAAGAUUUCCGAUGAUACUGUGUACAAUUACCUAAUGGAGUUUGGAUAUCUUCCAAAAUCAGACAUUGAAACGGGAAACUUGAGAACUUUGGACCAACUGAAGGAUGCCAUUAGAGACUUGCAGAAAUUUGGAAACAUCCCAGAAACAGGUGAAAUCGAUAACUCCAUACGGAAGCUGAUUUUGAGACCACGUUGCGGUGUGCCUGAUAAGAGGGAUACACAAGAUUUCUCGCCGGAUAAUCUGGGAGGCAGCAGAUGGUACAAGGACAGUGGGGGAGGUAGGCGGAGGCGUCCGAAGCGUUUCGCCCUCCAAGGAGCCAAAUGGGAUCACACCAACUUAACAUGGAGUUUGGUCAAUCAAACCAUGACGACAAUGAGCCCGGGUGAAGUGAGAAAAGUCCUGACUAAUGCUCUGGCAGUUUGGCAGAGGAAUUCGAUGUUGACAUUCAAUGAGGUGAACAGCAACCAGGCUGACAUUCAAGUGCUUUUCGCCAGUAAAAAGCAUGGUGACGGAUAUGACUUUGAUGGUCCUGGCAUGGUUCUGGCGCAUGCAUUUUAUCCGGGUGAAGGUCGUGGUGGCGAUGCACAUUUCGACGAAGAGGAGAGUUGGCUUCUAAAUGGUUCGCCUGAAGAUGAGGGAACAAAUCUUAUGGGAGUAGCAGUUCACGAAUUCGGCCAUUCUCUAGGAUUGGGUCAUUCAUCUGUAGAAAAUGCAAUUAUGUACCCUUGGUAUCAUGGCUAUCAGACAAAUGGCGGCCUUCCCGAAGAUGAUCGGUUAGCAAUACAAAAUCUCUAUGGAUAUCCCGGGAAACAAUGGGGCCCACACAAUCCCGCUCCCCAUACUACAACCACAACUACCACAACAACUACAACUCAGAGGCCAAUUGUAUACUAUCCCCAGCCGGGCUAUGACUUUCCAAGAAAUAAUCCAAACAAUCCCGAUUACAAUCCACAUUAUCCACACUACAAACCAAACAACAACAAUCCACGAUACAAUCCAAAUAAUAAUCCCUAUGGACCGAAUGAUCCACGAUACCCCUAUUCAAAACCAACUCGACAUUCACCUCCACGAACUCGACCGGAUAGUGAUUAUCCUCCUCGAACACCACCACCGCGAACUCCAUCGCCAAGAACACAUUCACCUCGAACACAUUCCCCCCAUCAUACAACCCGAACACCAUUCCGAAGAACAGAAAACCAUCCAAGAACCCGAGUACAUCAUUCAAGACCUACACACACGCCCAGGCACCGUCCAACGGUGGACACACAUAAGCCCGAUAGUUGUAAAACUUCUUACGAUGCUAUUUCUAUGCUUCGGAGGGAGCUAUUUAUAUUUAAGGAUCAGUAUUUAUGGAGAAUCGGAGACAAAGGACUGUAUCCAGGAUACCCCAAUGAAAUUCGAAGGCUAUGGAGUAAAAUUCCCGAAAACUUUUCGAAAAUCGAUGCAGUCUAUGAGAACACUCAAGGAAAGAUUAUCUUUUUCAUUGGUCGUAUGGUCUAUGCAUUUAGUUCUACUGAACUAGCACAUGGCUAUCCCAGACCUCUUACUGAUCUCGGCCUCCCAAGCUAUGUCGAUCGAAUCGAUGCAGCACUUAUCUGGGGUCACAACAAUCGUACCUACCUCUAUAGUGGCACCCUCUACUGGCGUUUCGACGAAGAAGUUGGCAGAGUCGAGCUAGAUUAUCCACGUGAUAUGUCCAUUUGGAAUGGCAUUGGCUAUUCAAUCGACUCAGGCUUCCAAUACACAAAUGGAAAGACUUAUUUCUUCAAAGGUCUUCACUAUUGGGAGUUCGAUGAUGAUAGAAUGCGUGUAGCACAUUAUAGACCAAAGCUAUCAGCUCACAAAUGGAUGAAUUGUCCAAAAAUAGAAUCGAAUGAAAUCGAUCAGAAUCCUUCGUUUAAUUCACCCUUGGUAUCGGAGAGAACGGUUCCUAUUUUUUCGGAAGCUUCGACGUCGGCGUGGCGGGUUUCGUGGAGUUUUGCUAUUUUAGGAUUGAUAGUUCCAUUUUUGAUGUAAAUUUAGUUUAAACAAAAAGAAAACACAGCUUGUAUUUUUAUAGUUAGUAGGUGCUUUUAUUUAAAUUGAUUUAUUUGAAGGCGUUGUUUCGUGUUAUUGUUGUUGAACUCUUUGAAAGAUGUCUUAGCAUUUAAGCGAUUUGUUUUGUCUUGCAGAAGAAGUCGGCAUUCUUAAUGACUUUAAAAUGUUAGUGUUUCUGAUUUGUUAAGAAAUAGAACAUUUUAAGAACAGUCUAGAAGGAAGCCGUUUUAGCUGCAGCAGGACUAGACGAAAAUCCUACAUGUUUAAAACUUAAACCAAAGUCGUAAUGAACGCUUUACUUUUCAGUAAAAGCUCCGACACAAAGAGAUUCGAUCAAAAAUAUAAAUUUGCUGCGCCUUCAAAUUGUAGGCGAGAUGUGAAAUGGAAUCAAAUAAUGAUAUUUGUUUCGAAACUAAUCGAGAGUGCUAGGAUUUUAGAAAGAAUAACAAUAAGAGAAAAUUAUCUAGGUUUCCAAUCAAAAACAAAAAUAUUCACAAUACUAAAGUAUUUUAAAAUAGUUAUGAUAUAAUAAAGCAUUUUUAAGUUUUGAACUGUGAUAUGAGAAUGCUUAAUAGCUUAGCAAUGUAGUUUAAGCAAGUAGUACUUUCAAAGUUAAAAGAUGGUAGGAUAGCAUACAAUUUCUGUAGACCUAGCUUACCAGUGCCCUAUUACAUGUGGACUGCUAGUAAACAACUACUUCUCUUUGGUGCCAUCUGUUGCAUAAUGCCACAAGCCCUUCUGUAGGUUCAGGGGAAACAUGAAGAAACUUUUGAACUUAAUUUUUGUAUUAUGUUUUUUUGUUGUCAAAAUUUUAUAUUAAUAGAUGUCCUCAGUUUCUUUGACCAAAAAAAAUGUUUUAAGCAAGAAAACCACAGAUUGUGGAUUGUUUCCGUUGGAAUCUCUUUAGAGGGGGAUUUUGUAUGAGAAUUAGUAUCGACUAGUAGUCUAUAUUUAGUAAGUCAAUGUAGCUAGCCUUUAAUUGCUACAGCUUUACUUAUUCUGUUCAAAAAUUAUUGUUUGAAGGCUUAUCCAGCCAUUUAAAAAUAUCAAGAAGAUCUUAGUUGUUUUAACAUCUUUUGAAAUUAGCAAUUUCUUAAGGGAAUUACAACGACAACAUUCUAGUACAGUUGCCUCCAAAUUGAAAUAUUAGCAAGGAAUGAAUAUAAAUUAUACACUUUUUUGGAAAACAAACUAAAUCUGCCAAAAUUGCAUUUAACUUAAAAGACAUGUUUUAUUUUAAUACUACAUUUGACUUUUUAACCCUGUAGGGAAGUUCAAUUUCCCCUAAUCUCAAUUUUUGUAUCAUCCUACACUAUUUUACAUUUAAGUUAAAUUUUUAAUCAAUGCACUUUCUUCAUAGUUUCGAAAAAAAAUAUUAUUACAUAUUUUAUUUUAUUUCACUAAUGGAAAGUCUUAUUAAUUCUUCUUUUUUGCGGUUGUGCCUUAAAUUCAUUAUAUUGCAUAAAACUUACAUUAAAAAGCUUUUUACCAAAUUUGCCUCUAUAAAUAUAUUUAUAGCCAUCUUUAUAGUGCCUUAAAACAUAAAAAAAAAGAAAAACUGCAGCUAGGAAAUUACACCAAAGUUCGAUCGAUUACCACUGCUUUGAAAAAAAAAAUAAUUAAAAAAUAAAAACAUUUAUUAUUAUAAAUUCACACAAUGCCUUUUGCUGUGCAAGCAUCAAAUUUUUAUUCAUACACUUAACUUAUUUUAUUAAACAAGAAAAUAAAAACAAAACUCCAUCACAGAAGACAAUUUCCAUUAGCCGUCUACAGAGUUAAGAUUAUUAUUUUUUGUUUUUAAGUUUAUGAAUAUAAUUAUAAUUAUUAAGAUUAUUAAGAUUUAGCCGUAACACAGCCAUUUUGUUUUGUUAAGUUAAUGUGAUACUAUGUUAAUGUCGAAAAAAAAGAAAAAUAAAUAAAAAAUGUAUAAAAUUCAUUAACUCGAAAAAGUAAAUAUAUACAUAAUAUUAUGUAAACGAAGAAAAAUAAAAUCUAUUGUAAUUAAAUUAAUUUUUAAUUCACGUUGUUUAAGAAAAUUAAACAUAAUUUUAAUCAGUUGAUUUUAAGAAUUUAAGUAAGUUUUUAUUUUUAUAUUUAAACAAAAAUUAUAUGUAACUGAAGAACUUAAAUCACGAUAUACCAUAAAUGAAUAAGUGACAUGAACAAAAGAAAAACUGUUGUGAAGUUUAUAGCAUAUUUAAUAUUAUAAACAAAUUUUAACUAUUUAAAAUAAAUACAAAACCAAAAAAAUAAAUAA
Molecule: messenger RNA, 5317 nt
Organism: Eupeodes corollae
Lineage: Eukaryota; Metazoa; Arthropoda; Insecta; Diptera; Syrphidae
Gene: Mmp2
Product: matrix metalloproteinase-2
Exons: 8
Coding region: 922-3039 (705 amino acids)
Biological process (GO): extracellular matrix organization; proteolysis; collagen catabolic process
Cellular component (GO): extracellular matrix
Molecular function (GO): metalloendopeptidase activity; zinc ion binding
Source: RefSeq, a predicted model, not a curated record